AUGAGGGGUGACUGGCGGCUGCUCGCCCUCGCUGUGCUCAGCGUGUACUUCCUCACAACGGUUUGCCACGCGUGUAAAAAGUCCAGGAAGAAAGAGUAUGUCAACAAGCAGUGCAGGCUCAGGACAGAGGUGAUCACCGGCUUUCCAGGCGGAAUCUCCGAGCACUCUCUGAAGCACCCAGUGUGCUCCAAUGUGUUUUCCUCUGUCUUUGAAACGGAGACCACCGUAGCCGACUGGUUGAUCGUUCUGGACCAGAAAAACAGGUGGGCGAUAUGUCCCCAGGGUCACUUCCUGCAAGGGUUCAAGUUCACAAAUCACGAGAAAGGCGUGUACGCAGUGGAAGAGGGAAGGUGUACAAAAUCGAAUAAGCUUCACGACGUAUACGGCGACUGUUACAACCAGCGCACAUCCAGCUCCAGCCACUGCCGGCGAGAGGGCUACUUCCUGGCGGGCAUCUACCGCGGCGACUGCUCCGGCUGGGGCUGUAUAUCUCAACUGAGAUGCUGCAAAAUGACCUCUGAGAUCAGUGUGGAUUCUGUGGAAGUGGCGAAGGACAAGGUCAUGGUAAGGUCUCUCAACGGACUGGCUCAGUUAGCCUCGUUUUUGGGCUACGAUGGGACCGUGGGAUGCUUUGGAGAUCAGCCCGGAGACAAUUUCGAGAAAGAUGGGUACUCUUGGAAGGCGAAGAAAUGUGCGAGGAACAACAAUCGCCAGCUGAAAAUCUCUUAUGGCGACUGGAAAAUCGGCUUGUCGGAUGUGAAGUAUUCAAAUAGGAAAACAACAGAACUCGAGCCGAAAACGAUCGACUCUGGUGUUUUGACCAACCCCCAUCCCACUCCAGCUGUGGAGAUCAUAACUAGACAUGACAAAAGUAUUCGUACUGUGACACAUUCGCUCACCAGUCACUGGAAGGUGGCUGUCACCACCGGGAUCAAGGUCAGCUACUCACCCUCAGAUGUGACAGGGGGCCUGGGGGGUGAGUUUAGCUUCAGCAUAACUGCGGAGGGUGGGGAAAAGACCACGGACGAGACGCAAAAUGUCCAGGAACAGUCCAUGGAGGUGACCAUAGAGAAGGAGCUGGACCCAUACACAGCGGCGCGAUGGGUGGCCCGGAUGUACCAGAUCCGGACCACACAAUACUACAGGGCGACUCUCCGCAUGGAGUGCACCGCUCAGUUGGAGGGAAAUCUCAAAAAGGAACGCAACUACCACAGAAGUUACGUUGGACGCAGUAAGUAUGGCUUCAAGUACCGCUUCGGCGAUAAAGACACGCCGUUUUUCGUCGCUGUCAAAAAGGAGAAAGAGCAGUGGUCGUAUCCGUGGAUGUGGGGCGAUUUGAUUGAACAACAGCCGUGGGUGAAGAACGUCGUGGGAUAUCUGGCCAAUCAGACGCAUUAUGAGUUUGUCCUGGAGGGAAAGUUUGAGGACAUUCAGGGCUACAAGGUUGAGAUGGAAUUUGGCAAUCACACAGAGCUACCACGUCCAGGGGUUGGUGCUGAUUACGCAGUGCCGAUGUUUGGCUUUGGAGAGAACGUGGGGAAGGGAGAGGACAAGGUGGUUGUAGCUGCCGCGGGGCCCCAUGACCCUCCGUCUGAUUUUCAGCCCGUUUAUGAUUAA
Aplysia californica (California sea hare) is the source of this 1617-nucleotide messenger RNA. RefSeq lists its product as uncharacterized. The transcript has a single exon. The record is from RefSeq and is a predicted model, not a curated record. Gene Ontology annotation, cellular component: extracellular region. The coding region runs from base 1 to 1617 and encodes 538 amino acids. NCBI's taxonomy places the organism in Eukaryota, Metazoa, Mollusca, Gastropoda, Aplysiida, Aplysiidae.